ACACAUUGCAACAUCUUACGAUGGAAUGGGACGACAUUAAGGACAAAAUCUCGGUCCCGAUAUACGUGGCAAUCACACUGGCGAUGUUCCUGUUCGAUAAAUACGGCAAAUUAUAAACCCUAAUGACAGGAUGAACACGGUAGCCAAGACCACAAAGUCUUCCGAUGAGGAGAACGAGCCCGAGGCGUCAACGGAGCAAAGAAAUUCGUACACCCAGCAAAGGCACAGCUCGAGCAAUGCCCUGGCAAAAAUAUCGGCCGUUACAGUCGAUCAGCGACGGGCUUCGGCAGUCGGACAAGCGACAAUUUCUUCGGUACCAAAACACGAGCAACUGGCCGAAGACACGCGGACGAAAUCCACCCACAUGGUGGUGACGAACGUCAUGAGGAUUUCCGGCAGCGAAUUGGAACCCAACCUGCAGAAUUACGAGGAAACGCAAAGUGGGCAGAUGGAAAAAGCUUACAAAAAAGAAACUAACGAACAGAAACGGGUAAUGGUUCAAGAAGUCCCGAAGGAUGAACAAGACACAACUGACGAUCGUGUCGCCAAGAAUAAACCACGGAUACAACCGUUUAUGGGCAAGGCGGUACCGGACGCUUCGGAUAUCGAAAGCACGACCCCAGUCAGCCGGUGGCCGAUUGGCAAUAAAGGUUCCGCGAGCGGUGCGAACGUGAGGAGUUUGACGAUGGAUCAUCAACCGGCGAUAACAUUAUCCAGCCUAGAAGCGGCCUGUUUUUCGAGCGUUUUACAGGAAUGUCUCGAUUUCCUGAACAUCCUGCGCUACGUGAUUCCAGCUGAGGUUGACGAACGUUGGGACGAACGUUACAAGACUAUUGCAGAACUUUACGGCGUGCCGGAUGAGCCGAAAAUGAUAUUUCGCGAAGACAUGGGGCUUCUGCCACUGAUACCCAGUGUUGCGGAAAAGAUUCAGCGCGACAGGACUUACGCGUACGAAAUACUGAGGAGGACGACCAGUAACAUCAGGGACAAUAAAACAUUCGAAUCUCUGGAACUGGUUAUCGACGACAUUGUCAAAACGCAAGAAGGGGAACGAGAAUUGCAGAUAAACUGGGAGCUUUGGACGGAGCAGGCUAAACAACUGCAAGAUCUCGUAGACUACGAUAAACUAGAAUUUGAAGAUUCGCGGAAGCAACGAACCGAGAUGGUUCAGAAGGUGAACGCCGACGUGGACAACUCGAUAUUUUUCAACGGAUCUCAACUUGGAUACGUGGAGAGAUGGGAAGACGCUCAACUUGAAAAGCAGGAAUUGAAGCUGGCGCAAAAAGAAGAGCAACUGCUAAACCUCAAGGCAAACUGUGAAAAAUUGGAAAAGGCUGAUCAGAUAGUAUCCGGUGAAGUGCGAACUUAUCUCGAGGCAAACACUCGAGAAAUGGAAGAUGAGAUUAUAUCUUGGACAAGCCAAUACAUCGAGGAGCUUGAAAGACGAGAACAGGAAAUGACCGAACUAAAGGAUCACAUUGAAGGUCAAUUAGUUGAACUAGAGGAACUGAGCUUGUUGAGAGAUGCGAGGCAGGUUUUCAUCGAUGAAGUACUAGCGGAAAAGGAGCGUGUCAAAAAGGAGGAGGAAUACUGGCGCGAAAUUCAUCGAGUUGCCACCCUCAUUCAGGCACAGUGGAGGGGGUACAUGGUUCGAAAACAAAUCGGCCCCUUCAAAGGGCUCCGAGCACGGUUGAAGAAGCGCAAAGGCAAGGGUAGCAAAGCCCAGAAGAAGGCUGGAAAAGGACGUAAAAAGCCUGGAACUUCACCCUCGAAAAAGAAAAAAUAA
This is a messenger RNA of Diprion similis, 1786 nucleotides long. Its product is annotated as dynein regulatory complex protein 9-like. The transcript is spliced from 7 exons. Gene Ontology annotation, biological process: cilium organization. The record is from RefSeq and is a predicted model, not a curated record. Gene Ontology annotation, molecular function: protein binding. Bases 131 to 1786 code for a protein of 551 amino acids. Gene Ontology annotation, cellular component: cytoplasm; motile cilium. Lineage: Eukaryota; Metazoa; Arthropoda; Insecta; Hymenoptera; Diprionidae.